AUAGACAAUUGCGAGCUAUCACCAGCAACUCACACGAUGGACCUGCUGAAUAUAUUACUUGCACGUGGUCAUCUGAGUUCACAGAAUCUUGGACUCCUGUGUGAUACUAUUAGCAUAACCAAACAGUUUGGUCUUUUAUCGAAGAUUAAACAAAAACUGCCAUCAUUCCCAGAUGUUGAGGAAGGAACCAUUUCAAAAACAUUCACAUCUCACAGACAAAGGCUAAUGAAAUUUGGAAUGAUACUGACCCCAGAUAAUGUGACGCAGAUCGAUCAAUUGUAUAAUACGCCUCCUAAGAAGUAUACAGACGGCUGGUGUAUGAUCAACGAUCUAGAAGACCAACAGAAAAUCAGCGAAAAAAAUAUGAAGGAAUUCACUGAUUCGCUGAAAAUCCUUGAGCUCAGUGUGGCAUUAAACGAAUUAACAGAAGCGUAAAUAACUUCCUUGUGAUGUCGGAACUCAGCUGAUGUUGUUUUUCGUUAAGCCAAGCCAAACUAAAAGAUUCCUAUGUUGGUACAUUCUUGAUUGAAGUGAAAAGAAAUAAAAUCUUUAAGCAGAAAACUUAUAUCAAUACAUUUGUCAUUACAUUGAUGAUGAAGUUGAUUCGGCACUACUGUAGUUCUUACUCAAAAGACUUCUGGGUAACACCAGAUAUGUCAGUCGUCAUCAAGCCUGCAAAUCUAAUUCGUAUUUAUCAGUACAGUAUCUGAAACAAUCAUUUUGUCACAAUCACAAUGCAGGAAGUUUGAUCAAGGCUGGCGUAAUCUGACAGACUACCAAAUGAAGUCAGGCGCAGAUACAGAGAAAUAAAAGCAUUUAAGAAAUUACAUAAUGCAUGGAUAGCCAGUCUAACAUACAGUACUUACCUGAUUACGUCAGUACAUACAGCUGGUACACCAAAUCCCCCCCCCCCAACCACUUCACACACACAUGCAAAAUAGUACAUGGAUCACAAUGUUAGUAUUGUAACAUAAAUGAUUGCAAUACGCAUGUAAUAAUGUCGUCAUCACAGUAUAGGCCUAGUUGUAUAGACAUUCAAGUGGAGUGGAUUUUUAUCCUGGUCGAUAAAAUGUUUGCUUUAACAUCCCCAGGGUCCUGGGUACAAAUCCUGUAACAUCAAAAUUGUGUUUUCUCAUGAAUAAAAUGACGUCACUCCCUAACUCUGCUAUGCAUUAACAUUGACUACUUUUUAGAAGUUUAUUUUAUACGAAAUUCAAUUCAUAUAAUUAUACUUGAAGGUCAAUGGAUAAAUGGGAUGUGUAUCAACACUUUAAUUAAAUUUAUAUAAUUUUAAUUUUUAAUUGUUAUAAUUGUACAGUUUAAAUAAUUGUAAUAUUUAUACUGUAUAAUAAUAGUGGCUAUCAUGUUUAAUUAUUAUACAUAAUAAGCAGUAAUUCACUUUUGUACAUAUAAUUAUGAGGUAUUUUUGAGUAAGUCUAAUUUAUAUUUUAUAUCAAUAUUACAAUUAAUGACUAAUGUGCAACAUUGAUGAUCUAAAUCAUGCAUUUUCAACAUCAAAAUUGUGUUUUCUCAUAAAUAAAAUGACGUCACUCCCUAGCGCUGCUAUGCAUUAACAUUAACUACUUUUUAGAAGUUUUUUUUAUACGAAAUUCAGUUCAUAUAUACUUGAAGGUCAAUAGAUAAAUGGCUUGUGUAUCACUCACUUUAAUUAAAUUUAUAUAAUUAUAAUUUUUAAUUGUUAUAAUUGUACAGUUUAAAUAAUUGUAUUUAUACUGUAUAAUAAUAAUAACAGUGCCUGUCAUGUUUAAUUAUUAUACAUAAUAAGAAGUAAUAAUUCACUUUUGUACGUAUAAUUAUGAGGUAUUUUUGAGUAAGUCUAAUUUAUAUUUUUAUAUCAAUAUUACAAAGACUAAUGUGCAACAUUGAUAAUCUAAAUCAUGUACUUUAAAUACUGUAAAUAUGAAUUUGAAUAAUGAUAAUAAUGUAAUAAUUAUAACUUUUAGGAAUUCAAACUUAUAUUGAACCGUUUUUUAUAGAGUAAGUGUUAUUUAUAGUUUUAUAGUUAAUGGUUCAAUUAUAAUUGACUUUGAAUUGAUAUAAAUUAUAAAUACUAGUACGCAAUUCUCAUUUACUGUGAUAUUCAUUACAUUAUCCGACUUGUUUAUGUAUUAAGAUGAUAAGUUAAGUUUUUUUUCAAAAAUAGUUCCCCAUAUCUUAAGCCAA
Molecule: messenger RNA, 2184 nt
Organism: Anneissia japonica
Lineage: Eukaryota; Metazoa; Echinodermata; Crinoidea; Comatulida; Comatulidae
Exons: 2
Coding region: 37-435 (132 amino acids)
Source: RefSeq, a predicted model, not a curated record